This is a messenger RNA of Phacochoerus africanus (Common warthog), 3617 nucleotides long. RefSeq names its product synuclein alpha interacting protein (gene SNCAIP). The record is from RefSeq and is a predicted model, not a curated record. The coding region runs from base 235 to 2991 and encodes 918 amino acids. Lineage: Eukaryota; Metazoa; Chordata; Mammalia; Artiodactyla; Suidae. Gene Ontology annotation, molecular function: ubiquitin protein ligase binding. The transcript is spliced from 11 exons.
GAGCUGAAGACUGUGCCAACAACAAAAAAACCCCCACUCUGCCAAGGGCUCCUGAAGCACAGCAGUUUCCCAGGACCGUGCCCAUGUUCCGUUUCCCCCCUUCUCGCGUCUCUUUUCCUCGCUGAGGCUGAAACCCUGGAAUGGUUUGGGGACCAAUGAGGUGGCAGCGGUUGACGCCGGGAUCACGGGCUUUAUAAGUAUUUGACCUUUACUCAAAAUGUGCAGAGAAGAAUAAUGGAAGCCCCUGAAUACCUUGAUUUGGAUGAAAUUGACUUCAGCGAUGACAUCUCUUAUUCAGUCACAUCACUCAAGACCAUCCCGGAACUGUGCCGAAGAUGUGAUUCGCAAAAUGAAGACAGACCAGUUUCUAGCUCCAGCUGGAAUUGUGGUGUCUCAACUCUUAUUACGAACGCGCAAAAGCCCACAGGAAUCGCUGAUGUGUACAGUAAGUUCCGUCCAGUGAAGCGAGUGUCCCCACUGAAACAUCAGCCAGAGACUUUGGAGAACAAUGAAAGUGAUGACCAGAAGAACCAGAAGGCAGAGUACCAGAAAGGGGGUGAUUCGGACCCAGGCCCCCAACCCGAGGAGCUCAGCCCCAGAGAUGGAGAGGGCAGCCCUCAAAGUAAGAGCACGGAACCCAGCGCCUUGCUGGGUGAACUGGAGCACUACGACCUCGACAUGGAUGAGAUUCUGGAUGUGCCUUACAUUAAAUCCAGUCAACAACUUGCCUCUUUUACCAAGGUGACUUCGGAGAAAAGAAUUUUAGGUUUAUGCACAACCAUCAAUGGCCUUUCUGGCAAAGCCUGCUCUGCAGGUAGUGCUGAGAACUCGCCGUCCAACGUGACCCCGUUUUGUGUUCUUUCUCCCGUGAAAAGCCCUUACUUGAGAAAAGCACCCUCUGUCGUCCGUGACCAGCAAAAGCUCUCCACUGAGGAAUCCGAGACUUCGCCUCCUCUGGUUAAAUGUAGCUCUGCAUAUGAGUCUGAAAACCAGAGUAAAGACUUCCUAAACAAGACCUUUAGUGAUCCUCAUAUUCACAAAGUUGACAAGGCAACACCAGACUGCCAGCUCAGGGCCUUCCAUCUGCAAUCCUCAGCCGCAGAACCCAAACUAGAUGAGCAGGUCAGUGGCGUGAACUGGACCGGCUCCCAAGGCCCAGAAGAAAGGAGUGAGUACCUGAAGAAAGUGAAAAGCAUUUUGAACAUCGUUAAAGAAGGGCAGAUAUCUCUCCUGCCGCACCUGGCUGCUGACAAUCUAGACAAAAUCCAUGACGAAAACGGAAACAAUCUCUUACACGUUGCCGCGUCACAGGGACACGCCGAAUGUCUGCAGCACCUCACUUCUUUGAUGGGAGAAGAUUGCCUCAAUGAGCGAAAUGCCGACAAGUUGACUCCCGCGGGCCUGGCCAUCAAGAAUGGUCAGUUAGAGUGUGUUCGCUGGAUGGUGAGUGAAACAGAAGCCAUUGCUGAAUUGAGUUGUUCUAAGGAUUUUCCAAGCCUUAUUCAUUAUGCAGGUUGCUUCGGCCAGGAGAAGAUUCUGCUGUGGCUUCUUCAGUUCAUGCAAGAACAGGGCAUCUCGCUGGAUGAAGUGGACCAGGAUGGGAACAGCGCCGUUCAUGUGGCCUCGCAGCAUGGCUACCUCGGGUGCAUACAGACCCUGGUUGAAUAUGGAGCCAAUGUCACCAUGCAGAACCAUGCAGGGGAAAAGCCCUCCCAGAGCGCCGAGCGCCACGGACACACCCUGUGCUCCCGGUACCUGGUGGUGGUGGAGACCUGCAUGUCGCUGGCUUCCCAGGUGGUGAAGCUCACCAAACAGCUGAAGGAGCAGACAAUGCAACGCGUCACACUGCAGAACCAGCUCCAACACCUUCUAGAAGCCCAGAAAUCAGAGGCCAGAUCACUCCUUUCUUCACCCAGUUCACCAUCUUCCCCAGCUUCCAGAAAGUCCCAGUGGAAAUCCCCAGAUACCGAUGAUGAGUCUCUCACCAAAAGCAAAUCAGGAGUCCAAGAGGGGGUUCAGGUUCUUGGAAGCCUGUCUGUAUCCAGCCGGGCUAGGGCCAAAGCAAAAGAUGAAGAUUCUGAUAAAAUCCUCCGCCAGUUAUUAGGAAAAGAUAUCUCAGAAAACGUCUGCACGCAGGAAAAGCUGUCCUUGGAAUUCCAGGAUGCCCAGGCGUCUUCAAGAAACUCAAAAAAGAUCCCUCUGGAGAAGAGGGAACUGAAGCUAGCCAGGCUGAAGCAGCUGAUGCAGCGGUCGAUGAGUGAGUCGGACACAGACUCCAACAACUCUGAGGACCCCAAGGGCACACCUGUGAGAAAGGCUGACAGGCCCAGACCUCAGCCCAUCGUGGAAAGCGUGGAGAGCGUGGACAGUGCCGAAAGCUUACACUUGAUGAUAAAGAAACACACAUUGGCAUCAGGCCGCAGGUUUCCCUUUGGUAUCAAGGCCUCCAAAUCUCUGGACGGCCAUAGCCCAUCUCCCACCUCAGAGAGCAGCGAGCCAGACCUGGAAUCCCAGUGUCCGGGCUCAGGAACUACUCCCCCAAACCAGCCCUCUGCAGAACCCCCUCAGCCCAGCCCCGACAGCACAGCCGCCCAGAAAGUGGCCACGAGUCCUAAGAGUGCCCUCAAGUCCCCAUCCUCCAAGCGCCGGACAUCUCAGAACUUGAAACUCAGAGUUACCUUUGAGGAGCCCGUGGUGCAGAUGGAGCAAAGUGGCCUUGAACAGAACGGCGAAAAGGACAGAGAUAAGGGCAGGCCCCUCCCACGGACCUCCGCGGGGAACGAAUCAGGGGAUCAACUGAAAAGGCCUUUUGGAACCUUCCGAUCCAUCAUGGAGACAUUGAGUGGCAACCAAAACAAUAAUAAUAACUAUCAGGCAUCCAACCAGCUAAAGACGUCCACGCUGCCCUUAACCUCACUUGGACGGAAGACCACAGACAGUAAAGGAAACCCCGGGAGCUCUGCUGGCAAAGGGAAGAAUAAGGCGGCAUAAUGACAUCAAUAGAAAAAUGAAGAAAUCCUGCAGCAUAAGGCACGUGGCUGAGCCAGAGUCGAAAGAACUCUUCCUAUAAAUCAUUUUUUUAUUAUUAUUAUCUCUCGUUGCUGCCCUUUGGACACCAUUGGAAAUUUUGGGACUGUCCUCUGUGGAAAUAGAACCAUGAGAACAAUGCCUCACCAGCAGAAGAACAGACUAUCAGGAUGCCUUAAAUUUAUAGCACUAGAGUAUAAAAGACACACUUUUGGGUGAUAUUUGUGUAUAUAACUUGUUUUUGAAGAGAUGCUGUUUAAAAGCAUGACUGGGCAAAUAUAUGUUUUUUUAAGAUUGGAUUUAUUCAACCUCCCCCCCCCCUCCAGGGCAUUCACCAAGCCACUGACACCACUUUGUAUUUCAUCACUUGCAUGAGUGUUUGCGGAUGUUGGUUGAACUUCCCUUUCCCCAUAACAUGGGCAGUUUUGGCUCAGCUUCUCCUUGAGACCAGGUCAGUGGUAUUGUUUUCUGUUAAGAGGGUUUUUUCUGUCAUUUCUACUUUUGUAUAAAGGAAAUAAAACAAUGUUAACAGCCACCUGUAAGCGUGGGGCAUUUACUUUCUAAUAAACCUGUGAUGUUCUGAUUUCUAA